Molecule: messenger RNA, 828 nt
Organism: Anthonomus grandis grandis
Lineage: Eukaryota; Metazoa; Arthropoda; Insecta; Coleoptera; Curculionidae
Product: piggyBac transposable element-derived protein 4-like
Exons: 1
Coding region: 1-828 (275 amino acids)
Source: RefSeq, a predicted model, not a curated record
AUGCCGAAAAAACCUAUAAAACGAGGCUACAAAAUUUGGACUUUGACUGACUCAUAUGCAUAUUUAUACGACUUUGAUAUUUAUACCGGUAAAACCGAUGACUACGUGGAACAUUCGUUAGGGGAAAAGGUAAUACUUAGACUUACCGAGGAUCUGCAACCAAAAAAUCACCUGCUUUUCUUCGACAACUUUUUCAACUCGUAUAUGUUAUUGAAAAUUCUCAAAGAACGGGGCAUUCAUGCAUGUGGUACAGUUCAGUCGAACAGAAAACAUCCUCCAAAAAUGACUGAAGAUAAACUUUUGAAGCAAGGUGAAUAUGAUUAUUCAAUAUGUUCUGAUGGGAUCAGUUUGAUUAAAUGGAAAGACAAAAAAGCAGUCAAUAUUUUGACCAAUUAUCAUGAUCCAACGGUAAAAAGCUCUGUGCAACGAAAACAAAAGAAAGGUAGUAAAAUCCCUGUUCCUUGUCCUAUAGCACUGGUGGACUACAAUAGUAACAUGAACUUUGUGGACCGUUUCGACCAAAUGAAAUCAUCUUAUGAUCUAGAUCGUAAAAGUAAAAAAUGGUGGAUGAGAAUUUUUUUCCAUUUCAUUGAUUGCUGCGUCGUUAAUUCGUUCACUCUCUAUCGACUAAGAGGUCUAAAAAGGUUACCCUUUCGUCGGAGAGUUGUUGAUGGGUUAUUGGCAGAACUAUACGUCCAAAUUAGUGCAGAUCAUGAAACGCAAUCGGAAGCUUCCAAGAAAAUAAAGAGUAGUACAAGAAGAAGUGUGUUUCACGUCAUCAGAUCAUCAGCCUGUAAAGAAUACAAGACGAAGAUGUGCCAGAUGUAG